CGCGCGCCGGCGGUAGUGGUGCAGCCCAAGGCGGAAGCGGCUCCCGGACGGAACCGGCUCGCGAGUGCAGCUAUGGCUGCGGGCAUCCCUUGUGCGCUAGUCACCAGCUGCUCCUCCACCUUCACCGGAGACCGGCUGGUCCAACAUAUCCUUGGAACAGAAGAUCUUCUCAUAGAAGCAACUUCCAAUGAUACUGUGAGGUUUUAUCCCUGGACCAUUGAUAAUAAAUACUACUCUGCAGAUAUCAAUCUUUGUGUGGUGCCGAAUAAAUUUCUUGUCACUGCAGAGAUUGCGGAGUCUGUGCAGGCAUUUGUGGUUUACUUCGAUAGCACACAAAAGUCCGGUCUUGACACUGUCUCCUCAUGGCUUCCACUGGCAGAGGCAUGGUUACCUGAGGUGAUGAUCUUGGUCUGCGACAGAGUGUCUGAAGAUGGAGUAAACAGACAAAAAGCUCAAGAAUGGUGCAUCAAACAUGGCUUUGAAUUGGUUGAACUUAGUCCAGAGGAAUUGCCUGAGGAGGAUGAUGACUUUCCUGAAUCUACAGGAGUGAAGCGAAUUGUCCAAGCCUUGAAUGCCAAUGUCUGGUCCAAUGUAGUGAUGAAGAAUGAUAGGAAUCAAGGCUUUAGCCUUCUCAACUCUUUGGCUGCAACAACCCAUAGCAUUGGAUCAGCAGAGACCUGUCACUCAGAGCAGUCCCAUUUGCCAGCAGCAGAUAGGACAGAAUCCCUCCCAGACCAUCAGGAUGGUGCAUCUAACACAGCAGGUGCCCGGGUGGACAGCAUUGUGGAUCCCAUGUUAGAUCUGGAUAUUCAAGAAUUAGCCAGUCUUACUACUGGAGGAGGAGAUUUGGAGAAUUUUGAAAGACUGUUUUCAAAGUUAAAGGAAAUGAAAGACAAGGCUGCGACGCUUCCUCAUGAACAAAGAAAGUUGCAUGCAGAAAAGGUGGCCAAAGCUUUCUGGAUGGCAAUUGGGGGAGACAGAGAUGAAAUUGAAGGCCUAUCUUCUGAUGAAGAACACUAAAUUAUCCCCACUAGGUUUGACUAAAGAUGCUAGCCUUCUACCUGAGAUAUUUUCCUGCUCAACCUAGUAAUAUUUUGCUGUAAUUCCCAUUAUUGUGUUGGCCUCCUGACUUGUUUUUAGUUCCUUUAAUUUUAGUUGCUAGUAGGGAGUUCAGGAGAACUCUUUUCUUCUUCAGUGUUUGGGAAAGAGGAGUACAAUAACAAUAAUGAAUGAGAAUCUCUCAGAUACACAUUUUUGUCCUAGGAAUGGAGGUAGAAUGAAUCUCAGAGGACUGUGAUUUGUCCAAGUUAAAGAAGAAAAGUGCCCAGCCAUGCCUAACCAGGUUUUUCAGUAGCAUUCCCUGCAUUUACACUUCCUUGCUAGAGGUUGGGGGCAUGUGCCAUUUUCCCCACUCAAGGAAUUUGCAGAUCUGAGCUAUGAAGCUUUUGCAGGGGAGAAAAGUGGCAUCUCUCCAGGUUGGAUUAGUGCUAUGGAAUGCAAGAGGUGUUGUCAAAGUCAGUGGCCCACAGGUUUAUCUCUAAUUUAAAAGGUGCUCUGGGCAUUUUGUUUGAGGCAGUGUCCGAGCUCACGCUGCAGAGUAUUGAAAAAACAAUUUGUGGACUAUAAGGAAUGAGACAAAGGUUCCCAACUCCGAUGAGGAUAGGACAGACCCAACACUGAGCUGUUCUGGUGGUGGGGAGGUAAGAGAGAGACCCUCGUGGAAUUCAAAUGGGGCUAUGGAAACUAUGCUUAUUAUGAGAUUGUCGUGUUGGCAGUAUGAGGACACUUCUGUCUUAUGUUCUCCCUGCUACUUAGAUGCCAGGGCUGUGCUGUCAACACUUUAAACCUUCAAAACAAGGCAAGCAUCCCCUUCUUUCUGUUUAAAAGCCAAAAAGACAUCACUGCCAAAGUCGCAAUGCCGGUGGUGGGUGAGGCUGUGAAGCAUCAGGCUUGCAUCCCUGAGCACCGUGUUUCACUCCUAGGCUCCAUGGCCCCUCUGUACACUUCCAGGGCUACAGUCCUGAGGGAAUGCCCUUGUUCUUUAUUCCGACUCAUUCAAACAUGACGUGGAUCACUGCAGGAAAGUCUGAAAGACAAAGGGGAAAGUACAGCAAAUAAAAGUUCUAAGCACUGUAGAACCCCAAACAGCUGGUACAAAGAAUGGAAUGCUGCAGGGACCAGGCUGGAGCGAUCAUGGGGGAGACCUUUCAGUGACUGGAGAGUUCAGGAAGAGGUAUCCAGGGAAUAAUGGAGGAGAUCUUGCUUAGGAGCUUUUUUUUUUAACUGUUCUGAAAGUCUUUGAGUCUGUGGUUCACCACCAUCCCAUCAGUGGGACUGAUAUUUCUGUGGGGUGACUGUGCUUCUUUGAGGUGACUGCAUUAACCGUUAAGGAUGUAAACGAAGUUGGCUCUGUGGUUGCCAAAAAUGUGGAAUACAUUUUUCUUAAAACAUGGAAGAUUUUAGAAAAUAUGUUAAGUGAAAAUAUGUUAAGCCACAUGGUGAGGGGAAAACAGACUAGAAAAAGCUGUGAACUUGAUUUUGUGGAUUAAACAAAGCCAGGUAAUUAAAAUGAUUUAUUUAUAAAAUGC
Messenger RNA from Sciurus carolinensis (gray squirrel), 2588 nucleotides. RefSeq names its product alpha and gamma adaptin binding protein (gene Aagab). The coding region runs from base 73 to 1020 and encodes 315 amino acids. The record is from RefSeq and is a predicted model, not a curated record. Lineage: Eukaryota; Metazoa; Chordata; Mammalia; Rodentia; Sciuridae. The transcript has 10 exons.